Chenopodium quinoa (quinoa) is the source of this 639-nucleotide messenger RNA. RefSeq lists its product as uncharacterized. The transcript is spliced from 3 exons. NCBI's taxonomy places the organism in Eukaryota, Viridiplantae, Streptophyta, Magnoliopsida, Caryophyllales, Amaranthaceae. Bases 67 to 357 code for a protein of 96 amino acids. The record is from RefSeq and is a predicted model, not a curated record.
AAAUAUAACCUUCUUCCAGGAAUAUGAAAGCCAUCCCUAUUUGAAGCAAAGUCUCUAAGAACUGCGAUGAGUACAAGUGAAUCACCGGCGCCGUCAUCAUCACCGUCGCCGGUGCGCCGGCGGGAGAGUCCUUGGGGCAUUUCAGGGGGCGAUCACCGGCAACCGAAGCCCCACCGCUGCAACGACCGAGUCGAAGAUGUUAUUCAGGCUUGUUUCGAAGGAAACCCAUUCAAGACUGUUCCAGGUCCUUUCAAGCUUUUCUACCGAUGCAUGCGCUCAAAACCUGGGGAGGAGCCAACAGAACCUUUCUACUACUUGGAGCUAGAUCCACCAAAGAGAGAAGUACAACUUGAGUGAAAUUUUCAGUAAAUUUCUCAAUCGUUUAGACAAAAAGGGGUAUUAUUUUGGGUUUUUUCUGAUUUCUUAACUCGGAGUGUUAUGAAUGGUGACCAUAUAUGCAUCAUACACUAGGAUUGCUCUCUUGUUAUAAAUGAAGAAACACCACUUGAUAUCAUUUUCUUUUUGUUUGUUCUUUGAAAUUUUGGUUAGGUUUACCUUGUUAAUUUUCACAACUUGCCUUGUGAUCGCUCGCUAAUAAAGUAAUAAUAUCAUGUACACAUAUUCAUUCUGUUGCUAGCA